Solea senegalensis (Senegalese sole) is the source of this 1577-nucleotide messenger RNA. Its product is annotated as Galectin-related protein A-like. Gene Ontology annotation, molecular function: carbohydrate binding. Bases 88 to 525 code for a protein of 145 amino acids. The record is from RefSeq and is a predicted model, not a curated record. NCBI's taxonomy places the organism in Eukaryota, Metazoa, Chordata, Actinopteri, Pleuronectiformes, Soleidae. The transcript is spliced from 4 exons.
ACGUGGAGCAGGCGGGGUUUGCCAGCUCAAGGCAGAAUCUAUCAUUGAAAGCUCGAAAUCUCCACGGUGCAUCACGCCCUGAGUGGGAUGGAAGAAAAGGACAAGAAAGAAAAUGGGGAGUACAUCGGAGAGAUAAAGGGGGGUCUGAGGCCUUCAAUGAAACUGGUGGUUAUGGGAAUUGUUGACAAAAAACCCAAGAGCAUGGAGGUGACUGUGUCCAGUAAACCUCGGGAGGAGGACACAGAGGCUGAUGUGGGUCUUCAGCUGAAGGUCACUUUCAGGGACAAGGCUGUCCAACGUAACGCCCGUCUGGCUGGAAAGUGGGGUCCGUCUGAAAACACCCUCUCCUUCUUUCCAUUUGCAGCUGGAGAAGCUUUCAAGAUGGAGAUCGUCUGUGAGCACCAGCAGUUUCGUAUCUUGGUGGACGGACAGCCUCUGUGCGGCUUCACCCACCGCCUCUCCCCGCUUGCCUCCCUCACCUCCCUACGAGUGUUUGGAGAUGUGCAGCUCACUAAAGUGGCCUAACCCGGGACAGUAAACUACAUAAUGUGAUUAGAGUAGAGCCCCCUCCUUGAGUGAAUAAUUUGACCUUUCGAUGGGGAUGAUGUGUUUCCACUUGCAAAAAAAAAAAAGAAAAGCUGCCUCGUAAUCACGUGUUAAGACAAAGUGCCUUCACUAGAUUACCUGUUCGACUUAAGUCUGACGAAUGUGAUUUGAACUGAAGUGAGUUAAGACUAAACACACGAUAUUUUCCCAUCGCUGCGUCGUCAGUGAGAGCACAUGAAUUUAACCUUCUGACAGCACUUAACGUUUCCGAGCGCCCGCAUGAAGAUGAAUGUUUUUCAAAGUGAGUCAAUCGAUUGUCAUUGUGUGAGCCCGACUAAAGUAUUGUAACAGGUGUCGUCAUUUAAAAAUCACAUAGCCGUGACAUUAGUGCAUGUCCAUAAUACACACAGUGUGUUUCCUUCCUCUGAAUUUGCCUCCAGAUUUGACUCAAAGGUAAAGGGUUUUUGGUUAAACUUAAAGGGAUAGUUUAGGUUGUUUUUUUUGUUUUUUUAGUGAAGUUGUGUAAUGUACUGUACAAUGACACAUGUUCAUUGCUGACCAUCACUAGAAUCCCAUUGCUAAUUUUUACCCUGACCUCUUGACCCCUUGUCUCUUGGAACUGGGUUACUGGGCUGGUGGUUAAAAUUGGGACCAACAAAUGGGACGUGAUAUGUCACCGCGUAAGCAGACGCAUCAUGUUUAUAGAUGUACAGUUGAUCCAAAAAUGCUGUAAAAAAAAAAAAUGUUAGGACUAACCAAUGUUAGCUUUAUGAUGGUAACUUUAUCUGGCAAAAAUGUCAUUAGCCUUUACCUGUAAACAUGCAAAACAGACGCGUGGGACUAAGUCGGACUUCUGUUAAAAUUAAGACUCCUGCACUCUGUAGACCAUGACCGUAACAAACCUGAACUAUCCCUUUAAAGACUUAUACUUAAAAGUUUCUGUACGUUUUUAUUUACAACGAGCACUUUUUAGCUGAAUUUUACUCGUUAACUUUACUUCAUUGCAAUAAAUCAAAGUUGUUGUUAUUAUA